Messenger RNA from Anopheles maculipalpis, 2180 nucleotides. It is a transcript of the gene Fbl6, whose product is annotated as F-box/LRR-repeat protein 6. The transcript has 9 exons. The coding region runs from base 1 to 2178 and encodes 725 amino acids. The record is from RefSeq and is a predicted model, not a curated record. Gene Ontology annotation, molecular function: protein binding. NCBI's taxonomy places the organism in Eukaryota, Metazoa, Arthropoda, Insecta, Diptera, Culicidae.
AUGGAAACACUGGCGGAAACGAGCCUUCCGGCAGGAUUACGUCGUCCGGAACCUUCCUCCCUUAUUCCUACCUCACCCGACGGUGAACAGUCUCCACAAAACAGUAAUCCCGGCUCGAUGCUGGCCAACAUCAUCGGUACUAGCCCGGGUGGUAGCAGCAGUGCGCACAACCUGCUCGAAGAUCAUUCACAGUCAUCGCAGGACGAUAGUGGCAGUAUGGUCAGUCCCGUUCCCCAUCCCGAGCCGGAGGAAACGAUCGAAAACAUUGAGAAAGAGCUAAGUGAAUCGUGCGUAGAUACGGACUCACAGCCGGCAAUGGAUACCGGUCACGGGAAGCAGAAUACCUCCGUAUCACAACGCACCAGUGCGGAACAGGGAGCAGCAGCAGCAGCAGCAUCUACGUCCUCGCCGGCAACGUCGGCAGUCGGUGGGAAAGGUAAUGCUAACGGGAAGACGUCGACGGUGGCGAGUGGAGGAUCAGUGUCGAACGGUGGCAGCUUGCCGAAGGUGACACCGAGCGGUGGUAAACCGAUGGCCAUGCGUAACAUGGACCGCAAGAUGAGUAAGCCACGGAGGCGACCGAAACGCAAAGAAAUGGUAGCCUUGUAUCAAAGUGAGAUAAGUGACAACAAAAUCGGCAUUAAGCUGUGUAUAAAGAAAGCAUCUGAUGCAAUAGUACAACCAAAGAAACCGAUCCGCAAGCGUGCCCGCAAACCGAAGAGCCUUAACGAGGAUAGCUCGGACGAGACGUCACCGGAAAAGCGAAAACGGCCGAUUGAGAAGCCACGGAAAACGAACAACAACACCGAGAAGCGAAGUGCAGAGGAGGAGUACAAGCCACCGAAAGAUCAGAGCGUUUGGGCGAACGGAAUACCCGAAUCGUUGUUGUAUACGAUCUUCAAAAAUGUCGUCCAGGACGAGGGCUGCUUACCUACGCUGAUUCGCCUGUCGAGUGUUUGCUCGAGCUGGUACAAAAUGUCACAGAACACAUCACUCUGGCGUACCGUCGAUCUUGGCACGUGGACAAAGGAUCGGUUUAAAACAGAGCCCCGGCUAAAAUGGUUUAUCGAGAAUCGGCUUAAGCAAGCGACCGAAUUGGGAUUGGCAAACUGGAAGGUAACGAAUGUGCAAUGCGUGCUGGACAAGCUACUGGAGGCGGCGCCCGGUCUGACCAGCAUCACACUUUCUGGCUGGAAAGCGCUCUCCUCCGAUAAUUUGCUGUUUCUGGUACAAAACUUUAAACACCUGCACAGUCUCGAUCUCAGCUCGAUCAAUGCUGAAGUUAACGCCAAUAAAACGGCCGUCGGCCAAUCGUCCUUGUGCAAUGCCAUAACGGAAAUAGGAAGCAGGCUUACUCAUCUAUAUUUGGCCCACAAUCGGCUCAGCGGUAUUCCGCAAAUUGUGAAAGCACUAUCGACACACUGUCCAAAUCUUGUGCUACUGGAUCUGUCCAACGUGAACACGGUUGCCAUGUCGCACGGGAUACUGCAUAUCGAGCAGCUGCAGCACGGCUGCCAGAAGCUGAAGGUACUCCGGAUAACGAACUCACACAUCAACCUUAGCACGGCAUCGUUACAGGAGCAGAUGGAAUCACCCGGUUUCCCCGAAUUAGAAGAGCUUUCCGUCGCCUCACUCGCGGACGAAGCACGUCUCUUUAAUGACGAGUUUCUGCAGCGCAUCCUUAAAACCAGUACAAAGCUAACGCUACUAGACGUGCGUGGUUGUGCCCGGCUAACGCACGACAGUCUCAUCCGGUUGCCGACAUGGGAUUUGAAGCAUCUCUUCCUAUCCGGCUGCUCGAUCAACCGAGACAUGGGUGCUGGCCUGGAACUGAUUGCAUCGAAAUGGGCGCACAGUUUGAUCGAGUUCGAUCUUGCCUGGGCUAGCGCUACCAAACCGCUGGACGAUGCACUGAAAGCCCUCGCGGACAAGGGCUCGGAAUCGCCAUUGAAGUACCUCAACCUCUGCGGAUCAUCGGUUUCAUUGGAAGCGGUAAAGGAGGUACUAGCCAACUGUCCACACAUUAACGCCAUCAAUCUCGCGUCGUGCCGAGGGUUGCCGCGCGGUGUGAAGCGAUUACUACAGGGCGCACAGGAAAUUGCGGAACUGCGAGAAAACUUGGGCGUCACGUUAAAGGGAGCACCCUCACAAUCUUCCUCCUCUCCAAGAGACACCUAAGC